Dothidotthia symphoricarpi CBS 119687 is the source of this 2326-nucleotide messenger RNA. Its product is annotated as MFS general substrate transporter. The record is from RefSeq and is a predicted model, not a curated record. Lineage: Eukaryota; Fungi; Ascomycota; Dothideomycetes; Pleosporales; Dothidotthiaceae. Gene Ontology annotation, cellular component: membrane. The transcript is spliced from 2 exons. Gene Ontology annotation, molecular function: myo-inositol:proton symporter activity. Gene Ontology annotation, biological process: transmembrane transport. The coding region runs from base 85 to 1893 and encodes 602 amino acids.
AAGCUGCUAUGGCCGGUAAGAUAUCAUAAACGAAGUAAAGAUUACAUACCAACUAACAAUGAAAAAGGCGCUGCUAUCGAAGUGAUGAGUGACUUGGGAAAAUCUACCACAACAGGUCCCUCCUCAGGCGUCAUCAGACGGGCGGACGGCGAUUUCGACGUCGUUCUCGAUCACAACACCUGGCUGCUCGGAUUCACAAUUGGGGUUCCGUUCUUUGCUGGCGCAAUACUAGGUCUCAUCAUUACCGAUCCAAUCACCAGGAUCCUCCGCUUUGGACGGCGAGGUGCUAUAUGUGUUGCGGGCAUAUUCAGCUUUAUAUCAGUCAUAGGCUCCGCUUCAGUUAACAAAUGGGAGCAUCUUCUCGGUUUCAGGAUCUUGCUAGGUGCCGGUAUGGCGGGCAAAGCCUCGAUUGUUCCCAUACUGCUCUCUGAGACCUCGCCCAAAGAUGUGCGAGGCUUUUUACUGGUCUUCUGGCAGCUUUUUGUGGCGUUCGGGCUAGCGGCUGGAUCAGUGACGAACUUGAGCGUGUAUCGCCUCGACGUUCAUUCGAGUUGGCGAUACAUGUUCAUCUCGGCCUUCAUUCCCGCAUUGCUGUUACUAUCAUUGAUCCUCUUCUCACCUGAAUCGCCACGAUGGUUGCUGAAAGAAAGCGGCGCUGUCAAAGACCUUCCCAAAAGUGACCCUCGUAGGGGGAUUCUUAUUCGGAAGGCCUACAAGUCACUUGUCGAUCUUCGGGGCGAAUCUGUUCCAAUAUUUGCCGCCGGCGAACUAUUCCUGAUGCACACACGUCUGAUCGACGAGCAACGCCGACUGAACGCAGCGUUAAGGGGCCAUCCUUCUACGAUCAAUGCGAGCAACAGUACUACAGAGUCAAAAAGCCCAUUCGCUGAUGUCAUUAAACACAUCGGUUGGCGGCAACGCGUCACAUUAAUAUUCUUUCGUUCUGGGUACACGAAAAGAGCGCAUCGAGCUGCAGCAGCUGUCAUGGUCUCACAACAACUGUGCGGCAUCAACCUGAUAGCUUUCAUGGCUGAUACCUUUUUCCGAAAUUCCUUCUUCCACAACACCCACCAAACAAGCCCAGGCCAGAAUAUGCAGCUGCUGGGGGCCUCGCUUGGCUUGAUGCUGCUCAGCUUCAUAGCUACGAUUCCUGCCCUAUUCGUCAUCGAUAUCCCCGAUGGGAGGAGACGGGCCCUUAAUUGGUCAUUUCCAAGCAUGGCAUUUUCUUUGCUGGGCUCUGCCUUAGUUUUGAAAAUCCCAGAGAAGGACUCGAACCAGCCCGCCAUUGGAGCUAUCGUUGGGCACUAUAUUUUCCUGGCCUUAUUCAUAAUCGCAUACUCCGUCGGAGAAGGUCCAGCAGCUUUCGUUGUCUCAGCAGAAGUAUUUCCGCUCGUCAAUCGAGAACUUGGCAUGAGCCUUGCUGUGUGUUGGAACUUCACGGGGGCUGGAUUUCUUGCCGUCAUAGCCCCGUGGCUGUUGAAGACGUUCCACCAGUUCGGCGUGCUUUUACUGUUCGCAGGCACCAACCUUCUCGCAUGGUUUUUUUGUUUCUGGCUUGUUCCCAGUACUGGCAAGGAGGACCUGGAGACUGUGUUCGAGCAACUCGACAUCACCUCAUGGUUCAUGUUCAAGUACACCCUCAAGACAGUGUCACACACGACCACAAAACCAGUCGACUACUGUUUGCGAUUGGGCUCCAGGCCUUGGGACAAGUGUGGCUACCCAAAGAAGCUCAAGUCACCGAGAGCCGAGUGGCAACAACGACCACAAGGAACGGACACCGCCCGUUCUGAUCCUCCAGGUUCAUCGAGCUCGAGCGAAUAUGACGAAUAUGAAAUGCAGACCGGCUUAGGCGCCGAUCCUCGUGGUUUGAGCAGUACACCUCGCAACUAAAUGACAGGGAUUAUGUUCGUUUUUCGCCAUGUCACGUCACACUCAAUGGGUAAUGUCUAUUGUUUUCGUAACGUCUCUUUGUGUCUCUAUAGGAAACUAGUACUAUACCAUUUCGAUAUCUGAGUUGCUCUUCAGUGGCUUCGUAUCUAUCCCUGGCCUCCUCUCCUCAAUCAUGUAGCCUUCGCGAUACAUUUGCAUUCUCCACUUCCAAUAUGCCAGCGUAAGGGCGGUGAGAGGGACCGAGAUCACAAAGUAAAGCCAGAGUUGAUUCGACAAAACAAGAUCGCGGGACCCAGAGUCGAAAUCAACAAGGUUCAUGCCAAACAUGGUCUGUGCAUGCUCAGCUUUGUUUUCUAACGUUAGAAACAAUUUUACACUUACGGCAACGAAUGAGAAUGGUAGAUAAAACGAUGUGACAAGCGUAAUAGCUCUG